AUGGAGUUGACAACCUGUGUUGUAGCAUUUGUGGUGUUUCUGGUCAUCUAUCUGUGGCUGCAUCGAUCUGACCCACGGCUUCCCCCAACCCCUGUAAGAGCUCUACCAGUGGUUGGUCAUCUCUUCAGUUUGGCUCAAGAUACCAGACAGCAGUUUAAACAGUGGAGAAAACAAUCUGGGGAUAUUUUCAGCUUGUACUUGGGGCAGUCACUGGUGGUUGUACUCAAUGGUUACGACCUCAUCAAGGAGGCCCUGGUCAAGCAAGCGGAGUUUUUCUCUGACAGGCCACCAUUUUUUAUAGACACGGUUACAGGGGACAGUGGAAAAGGUGUUAUUUUCUCCAGUGGUGCCCUAUGGAAAGAGCAACGAUCCGUCAGUCUAUCCAUCCUCAGGUCCUUCGGCAUGGGAAAGAACGUUUUGGCCGAGAAGAUACAAGAAGAAGUUGAUUGUUACGUAAAGUGCCUGGCUGGUCUGAAAGAGAAGCCUACAGACAUCCGACUGAUGACAAACAUUAGCACAUCCAACAUUAUCUGCUCCAUCUUGAUUGGUCGUCGGUUUGAAUAUGAUGACAAGCAAUUUCAGGACUUAAUCCAUAAAUUAGGCAACUUGUCCACUGAACAGAGAUCAGGCAGUGUAGUUAACUUUUUCCCUUGGCUCAGACAUCUUCCUGGAGAUAUAUUUAAAGCAAAAACGUUAGCUAUGAGUACAACAGCCAUUCUUAAGAUGUUGUCUGGAGUUCUGAAUGAGAAAAAACGUCAGGUGGUGGUUGACUCCAACGACGUGUGCAACUUUAUUGAUGCAUACAUUAUUGAACGAAACAAGAGAACACAAGCUGGUGUAUCUACCACUCUUGAUGAUCUGAAUUUACUGAAGAUCACAAACGAUUUAUUCUCAGCAGGAACCGAAACCACAAGCACAACAAUCUAUUGGUGCAUACUGUACAUGUUAAAUUACCCCGAAGUCCAAAAGAAGGUUUAUGAGGAAAUAAAAGAUAAAGUUGGAACAGAUCGAACCCCGACCAUCCAGGAUAAGACUGAUUUAACUUAUCUAAGGGCUGUUAUCAUGGAAACUCAACGUCUAGCUAGUAUUGUCCCACUUUCUCUGACCCACAUGGUUUCAGAGAAAGUGACUCUGCGAGGCUACACUCUGCCUAAAGGAACCUGGAUCCUUCCAAACCUGGACUCUGUCCUCCACGACAAGACCACUUGGGGAGAGGACGCCAUGAGCUUCCGACCAGAACGAUUUAUUGACAACGACGGCAAGUUGAAGAACCCUGAACAGUUCAUUCCAUUCAGUAUUGGACGCCGUGCUUGUCUGGGCGAGAGUCUGGCCAAGAUGGAACUGUUUCUGUUUCUCUCCAACAUGUUCCAGAGAUUCCAGUUCCUUCCAGCUGAUCCAAGAAGUAUUCCUUCACUAGCGUACAGGCCUGCCAUAGUUAUGACCCCACAUGAUUACCAGGUCAGGGUUGUAGAAAGGAUGUAA
Messenger RNA from Candidula unifasciata, 1482 nucleotides. NCBI's taxonomy places the organism in Eukaryota, Metazoa, Mollusca, Gastropoda, Stylommatophora, Geomitridae. The record is from the annotation of a GenBank genome assembly.